This is a messenger RNA of Myiozetetes cayanensis, 695 nucleotides long. Its product is annotated as peptide methionine sulfoxide reductase MsrA-like. NCBI's taxonomy places the organism in Eukaryota, Metazoa, Chordata, Aves, Passeriformes, Tyrannidae. Gene Ontology annotation, molecular function: peptide-methionine (S)-S-oxide reductase activity. Gene Ontology annotation, cellular component: cytoplasm. Gene Ontology annotation, biological process: cellular response to oxidative stress. The record is from RefSeq and is a predicted model, not a curated record.
AUGCGGGGUGCGGGGGUGCUCCCCAGCCCCGCCGAGGCUCUGCCAGGCAGAGCACAGAGGAUGACAGUGACAGCCACCCACGCUGUCACCGGGAACCCCACAGUCCCGCCGUUCCCAGCAGAGAUGGACACGGCAAUUUUCGGCAUGGGCUGCUUCUGGGCCGAGCAGCUCUUCUGGAACACGCCAGGGGUCUUCUCCACCCAGGUGGGGUUCUCAGGAGGCUUCACCCCUAACCCCACCUACGAAGAGGUUCGCACAGGGCUGACGGGGCACGCUGAGGUGGUCAGGGUGGUCUUUGACCCCCAGAAAAUCAGCUACGAGGAGCUUCUCAAAAUCUUCUGGGAGAACCACGACCCCACUCAAGGCAUGAGGCAGCAGGAGGACGUGGGCACCCAGUACCGCUCCGUCAUCUACACCCUGGGCCCCCGGCAGCAGGAAACUGCCCUCCGGAGCAGGGACCUGUACCAGCAGGAGCUGGGGACACAGCGGCAUGGGGACAUCACCACUGCCAUCGAGCCGGCCCGUGACUUCUACUACGCCGAGGACCAUCACCAGCAGUACCUGCACAAGGUGCCCGGGGCCUCCUGUGGCAUGAAGGGCACCGGGAUCACCUGCCCCAUCACCUGCUGAGGGGCCACCCUGUGUGCCCUGGGCUGUCCCCACGUCCCCUGGGCUGUUCCCAUGUCCCCUGCACU